Messenger RNA from Corythoichthys intestinalis (scribbled pipefish), 2121 nucleotides. It is a transcript of the gene chrna2b, whose product is annotated as cholinergic receptor, nicotinic, alpha 2b (neuronal). The record is from RefSeq and is a predicted model, not a curated record. The coding region runs from base 260 to 1732 and encodes 490 amino acids. The transcript has 6 exons. Gene Ontology annotation, biological process: signal transduction; monoatomic ion transmembrane transport; synaptic transmission, cholinergic. Gene Ontology annotation, cellular component: synapse; postsynaptic membrane; neuron projection. Lineage: Eukaryota; Metazoa; Chordata; Actinopteri; Syngnathiformes; Syngnathidae. Gene Ontology annotation, molecular function: acetylcholine-gated monoatomic cation-selective channel activity; acetylcholine receptor activity.
AGGUACCAACCAGACCUUCAAUCCUAGAUCAUUUACAGUCGCUUGUGGUCCCUUGAACUCACUUUUCAACAUACUUAGCGGAGUUGAAAUGAUUGAAAAUUAAAUUUGAAAUGAUAAUAUUGAGUUCUGAGGACUGACGGGUGUCGAGGCGGCACGUGACAAACGCGCGCAAAAGUUGCUGGCAAUGUCUCCCGACGGGAAAGAUGACACACUGCGUCGCGCCAGAUAACACUUUGACAGAAGAAGCUUUUGCGUCGUGAUGUACCCAAAACCACAGUUCUCACCCGGGACGGCUUUUUGGAUCGGCUCGCUGCUCUUCUGGCACGCAGCGCUGUGUCAUGAUAAGACACACUCACACGCCGAGGACGAGCUCUUCAAGACGCUGUUCGCCGGCUACAACAAGUGGUCCCGACCCGUGCCCAAUAUCUCCGACGUGGUCAUCGUCAAGUUCGGACUUUCCAUCGCGCAGCUAAUCGACGUGGAUGAGAAGAAUCAAAUGAUGACGACCAACGUUUGGCUCAAGCAGGAAUGGAACGACUACAAACUUCGUUGGAGGCCGUCAGAUUACGACAACGUGACGUCCAUCCGAGUUCCGUCGCAACUCAUUUGGGUUCCGGAUAUCGUCCUAUAUAAUAAUGCAGACGGUGAGUUCGCGGUGACCCACAUGACCAAAGCUCACCUCUUCCACACGGGAGCGGUACGCUGGGUCCCCCCCGCCAUCUACAAGAGCUCGUGCAGCAUCGACGUCACCUUCUUCCCGUUCGACCAGCAGAACUGCAAGAUGAAGUUCGGCUCGUGGACCUACGACAAAGCCAAAAUCGACCUGGAGCGUCUGGAGGCCUCGGUGGACCUCAACAAUUACUGGGAGAGCGGCGAGUGGGCCAUCGUCAACGCGGUGGGCACCUACAACACCAAAAAGUACGACUGCUGCCACGAGAUCUACCCGGACAUCACGUACUUGUUCAUCAUUCGCCGUUUGCCGCUCUUCUACACCAUCAACUUGAUCAUCCCGUGCCUGCUCAUCUCUUGCCUGACCGUGCUGGUCUUCUACCUGCCGUCCGAUUGUGGCGAGAAGAUCACGCUGUGCAUCUCGGUGCUGCUCUCACUCACCGUCUUCCUCCUGCUCAUCACUGAGAUCAUCCCGUCCACGUCGCUGGUCAUCCCGCUUAUCGGCGAGUACCUGCUCUUCACCAUGAUCUUCGUCACGCUCUCCAUCGUCAUCACCGUCUUCGUCCUCAACGUGCACCACCGCUCGCCCAACACGCACGAGAUGCCCAAGUGGGUCCACGCCGUCUUUUUGGAGAUGGUGCCCAGGUGGCUGUUCAUGAGAAGGCCGGCGCCCAACGCCAGACGGAGGAGGUUGAUGACGGAGAGGAGGCGGGGCAGGGCGGCGGGGUGCGGGGUCAGCACCUCGGACGGGUGGAGAGCCGAGGAUUUGGAGCUGGGGACUUUGGCGUCGUAUUUCGCCUUCAGCCCGCCGUCGCCGAGGGGCCCGGAAGGAGUCGCGACCGCGUCGGACUUUACGCUAUCGCCCGCCGUGGUGCACGCGCUUGAAGGGGUGCACUACAUCGCAGACCACCUGAGGGCCGAGGACGCCGAUUUUAGCGUAAAAGAAGACUGGAAGUAUGUCGCCAUGGUGAUCGACCGCAUCUUCCUGUGGAUGUUCAUCAUCGUGUGCCUGCUGGGCACUAUCGGUCUCUUCCUGCCUCCUUGGCUGGCCGGCAUGAUCUAAACGUGAUUGUCUAUCAUUCAUAAACAGCCUUUUUUUUCCUGGAUGACUUUAUUAUCCGGCCAACUCUAAUCACGUGUGUUCUACAAUCCAUAUACAAUCGAGGUCAUCAUUAAAAACAAAAAUGUCUUUGUUGAGGAGAUGCCUGUUUUGUUCAGGGCUGGACGGGCUUGGCCAGGUUGGCGCGUACGCGGGCCUGGUCGACGGCGUCCAGCAUGUUCUUGCUGUCUACGGCCAGGCUGUGGGCGGCCGCCAGCAUCUGCUUGCGGCAUUCGUCCCGCAAUGACGUGAUGGCGUUCUGCUGCGCCAGACGCAUCUUGCUGAUUAGCUCCGCCAUGUCGUUGUUCAGCAGCUUCUGCGUGCCUUCGAUCUGCGCCGAGCCGGAAAAUAAA